Drosophila ficusphila is the source of this 780-nucleotide messenger RNA. RefSeq names its product salivary glue protein Sgs-3-like. Bases 1 to 780 code for a protein of 259 amino acids. The transcript is spliced from 2 exons. The record is from RefSeq and is a predicted model, not a curated record. NCBI's taxonomy places the organism in Eukaryota, Metazoa, Arthropoda, Insecta, Diptera, Drosophilidae.
AUGAGGUUCACUCUUUGCUUCUUGAUUGCGAGCGUUCUGCUGAUCGGCUCUUCGAGCUCGAAUUCAGUUCCAGAAUGUGGUUGUACGGAAUCAACAUCUACUCGUCCGCCACCAACAACUACAAGACCACCGACAACCUCUUGCGCCCCUACAACAACAAAGCGGACAACCACUGCAACAACCAGAAAACCCCCAACUACCACUUGUGCACCUACAACAACGAAACGGACAACAACGAAGCGGACAACAACGAAGCGGACAACAACGAAGCGGACUACAACAACUAGGCAACCCACAACCAGAACGACAACUAGAAAACCCCCGACUACCACUUGUGCCCCUACAACAACCAAGCGGACAACAACUACAACGACAACCAGAAAACCUCCGACUACCACUUGCGCCCCUUCAACAACGAAGCCCACAACCACUACAACAACUACAACGACAACUACCACAACAACAACCACCACCACGACAACUCAGAGGCCCACAACCACCACGACAACAACCACCAAGAGACCGACAACGACAACCAGGGCCACAACCAGGAAGACCACCUCUAGGAAGACCACCACCAGGAAGCCAGGAAAUGGAUGCCAUCCAGGAGGUGGACCCAAACCAGGAAGGGGAUGCAAGUCAUGUGGUCCUGGCGGAGAGCGCUGCGAAGGAUGCCCAGACCAGGAGGAUCUCUGCAAGGAGUUGACCAGCCAGCUGAAGAAACUGGAGAACAGAAUCCGGCAGUGCGUCUGCGGAGAACCUGAGUGGCUGCUUGAUUAA